Symbiodinium sp. CCMP2456 is the source of this 4002-nucleotide messenger RNA. NCBI's taxonomy places the organism in Eukaryota, Dinophyceae, Suessiales, Symbiodiniaceae. The record is from the annotation of a GenBank genome assembly.
AUGCUGACCUGGUCACGUCGACCUCUGAAGGAGACCGAGCACCGGGAGCUCUGGGACCUGGAAGUGGUCAGCGGCUUCCAUCCUCCGAUGCUCAGCUUCGAGUGGAUGGUUGCCUCCGUCCUCGCACCAGAGGCUGGGGACGUCGUCGCGGCCUUUUUGCCUUCUUCCCUGGAUCCCAAGACUUCGUUAGAGAUGGUCCAGCCCCAGUGUCUGGUCGACGCAUGCUUGACGGUGCUGCUCCUGGCCACUCGUGCUGCUUGCGCUCGCCGGGCUUUGGUCCAUGCCUUUGCCCUUGCAUCCAGGCUGAGGCGUUUGCAGAGCUCGGAGGUUGGGAGCCUGAGCCUGGAUGAUCAGCGCGACCUGCAGAGCCUGGCCACGAAACUGGCUUCGGAGCUCGGAGCGAGUGAGGAGUUCAUCGACAAGCCGCCGGAAGGCGGCAUCGCCCUGGACCCCCAUUUUCUGCUCUUCGAGUGGCUCUUUGCCAAAGGGAACCUUCGCGCGAGCCAGCUGCGCCUGGUGAGCCACUUCGCAGAAGCAGCCAGGUCCGGCAAGGCUGUGAUUCGGCAGCUCCUGAUGGGGGAAGGCAAGUCUGCGGUGGUCGCGCCGCUCUUGGGCCUGCUCUUGGCGUCAGAGGGCCUGGUUCUCCAAGUGGUUCCCGAUCCGCUGCUUUCACAGAGCCUGGCUAUGACCCGGGCGCUCUUCGGACAGGCCUUCUUCCGGCCAGUCUACCACAUGGGCUUCGACAGAUCCGAUGCCACUUCGACUUCGGCGUUUGCCUUGUUGCGCAAGCUGGCCACAGCCACCAAGCAGCGCGCUGCCGUCUGCUCCACUGCAUCCUCCAUCAAGAGUUGCAUUUUGGCCUUCGUCGAGGCGGAGACGAAACUGAGCAGGCUGAAAGCGCCAUCUGCAGCCUCAGCACGUACGGCAUCCCAGUGUUUGGAUUUGGCCUGCAAGCUCUGGCCUCGCAUGGCAGAUGCAUCCCACGAGAAGGAGCUCGAGUUCACCAGCAUCUGCCUGGCCGGCGUUUUGUCCACGUUCCGGUCGAGCAUUGGCGUCUUGGAUGAAGUGGACUUGCUGCUUCACCCCCUGAUGUCGGAGCUGAACUUCCCGGUGGGAGCUCGCGAGCCUCUGGAUCUUUCUCCUGAGCGCUGGGAGCUACCAAUGCAUCUUCUUCAGCCCUUCCUGUGCGUGGACGUGGACGUGGAUUUGGAAGGCAGCCAAAGCCCCGCCUGGCAGACGUGCCACGAGGAGAUCAAGAAGGGCCUGCAGCAGCUCGCUUUGCGCGACAGCCCGCAUGUGGUCUUGGUUAUCGAGGACUUCUACUUCAAGCACCUGGAGCCUCCCUUGCGGUCCUGGCUCUGUGACUACUUUCGGGGGCAUGGAGCCUUCAAAGAGAGCCAAGCACAGGACUUGUUGGCGGCGCUGGGCGAAGGAGCUUCACCGAGUGCGACCGAUCGGGCAAGCCAGCUGUUGGUUCUCGGCCGGGACUGGCUGAGGCACACCCUGCCUUUCGUCCUCGCAAAAGUCAACCGCGUGCACUAUGGCCUGCUGCGACAGAAGGACACCCGAGACCUCGAAGCACGAGGCUACCCGGCGCGAGGCACCCGACUCCAGAUGGCCGUACCUUUCACGGGCCUGGAGACGCCUUCCAUCGCGUCAGAGUUCGCCAAUCCCGACGUCGCAAUUGGGUUGACCAUCCUCGCCUUCGGGCACGAAGGCAUGCGCCGGAGCGACGUGAAGACUCUGCUGCUUUUGCUGAAGUCCGACCUCCUUCGUGAUGCAGGGACUCCCACGGUGCAGCGCAAGGCUUUUCGGAGCUUCCAAGCAUGGACGCAGUCGGACCCCGACCGCCCCGACCUUGAAGCGUCCGACUCCGGGGGCCCCGGGGUCCUGCCUUUGGAUUUGAUCCAGCCGGAUCCUGCAUCCAUCCUCUCCCUCAAGAAGCUCUGGGCCGGAAAAGGAAAAGCACCCGUCUAUCUUUACUACUUGACCCGCGAGAUCUUUCCAAAGGCCACACCAGGUCAGACCAAGAAGCUCUCCGCCUGCGCACAAGAGCUGGCUUCGCCGAGUCUCUUUAAGGUAAGGCUGGGCUUCUCGGGAACCCCUAGCAACAUCCUCCCCUCCAGCUUGCCUUUGGUGGAGUUCGAUGGCACCACCGAUGGGAAGACCAUGGCUAUCCUCUCCUCCCCGCACCUGGUCCAAAUCCAUCAUCUCAAGUCUGGCUGGACACCGCAAUCCGUGCUCAGAUACGUGGCCAAUAGGCGACCGCGCUUCUGCGCCCUUAUCGACACAGCAGCACUCCUCUGCGGCUUGGAGAACGAGGAGGUGGCAAAGUGGCUCAUGGACAGCCCCCUGACGGAGGGUGAGGAACAAGACUCAAAAGAGGCCUGCAUCUUCCUGGCCCGCGGAACCGACCUGCCCAUGAUUCUGCUGAAAGGCGCUGCUUCGGCUGUACCUUUGGAAGACGCCAACAUCCUUCCGGAAAAGCGCUUUUGCUAUUUCGACCAGCCGCACACUACGGGCAUUGAUAUCAAUCAGCCUUCACUGGGAGUUGCUGCCAUCACAAUGGGAAAGGACAUGAGCAUCCGGGAGCUUCAGCAAGGGGCCUGGCGAAUGCGCGGUCUUGCACGAGGGCAAACGCUGGAAAUGAUUCUUCCCGAAGAUGUUGCCGUCUACAUGCGCAGUGCUCUGGAAGAUGAGACUGCGGUGCCUCUUUCGAACAACUCCCGAGCGCUGCAAGACAUCCAAUCCUGUCUCUUGAUGCGCUCCGUGGAGCAGGAAGAACUGCAAGCCCGGCAGCUCGUGCGCCAAGAUCUGGGGAACGUGUGGAAGUCUGAGGCUCUUCAAGCUUUGAUGGCUGGUCGCAGGGAGGACGUGGAGGUGCUUCUGGAGACCGUGAGCUCCGAUGUCCUGCAACGAACACCGCGGAGUCUGCAGGAAUCUUUGAGAGAUUUGGCCGCCCCCUUUGUGAAGGCCGGGCCUUUGGCCGCAGCUGUUGAGAGGGCUGUGGAGCGAGCAGUACAACUUUUGGGCGAUGUCAUCGAGCAUGGGCGUGGGGGAGGAGGAGGGGAAAUCGUUCGCGAGCAGGAGCAGCAGCAGCAGCUGGAACAUCAGGUGGAAUCGGAGAAGGACACGACGGUCAACCGGCCUCGCAUUGGUGAGAGCCGUGUGUGGGACCUCCAGCAGAAGAUGGAAGAGAUUCUUGGUGCUGUCACUGGCGGGGACAAGAUUCAAGACAUCCACCUCUUCGCUUUCCCUUCUGCGGCGACGAUCGCAGACACCUUGAAUCUGGCCUCACAAGCCGGAUCGGCCACACAGGCAGCGAAAGGACUGGAGGCCCGAGCGCGCUUGCAGAGCCUUCGUCUCCGAUUCUCCCCGAACUCUCGCCUUACCAGCGAGAUUCCGGUGCUUCGGCCUGUUCUCGUGGCCCUCCAAAUCGCCGACGCCUCCACGUCCUCGUCCUCCACGUCUACCCUGGCCUUGUCUCUCUGCGAGGCCGAAAGCAUCCGUUGGAUUCUGGAGACAGAGAGAGAUGUCCUCCGGGCCAGCUUCCUGCUCCAUAGCAUCUCCGAAACUCCGAUGUUCGAGGCCUUCGAAGCUCGAGAAAACAUCAUCAUGGCUCAGCACCAUGUGCUUUGCCAAAGCCGGCAGACGCUGGCCGUUUCGCAGGCCGCCGUCAGCUUCUUGCGCUUCUACCUUGGCGAGUCCUGGUUCUCUGAAAGCGAGGUGCGAUGCUUGAAGGACAUCGUGGGCAAGGCCAAGCAGGACUUCCAGCGGCUGCGCACGGCGGUGUUCGCUUGCCGGCGCCCGGGAGGCUCCGCAGAUUGGGCCUCCACGCCUUUGGCAGCCAUUUUGGGUGCCGAGCCGAGCCUCGCGGAAAGAGUCGUGCCGCCACCUCCGGGCCCCACCUACCUGGAACGCUUUAGCACUGAAGCCUUGGCAGGUGGCCAGGACUUCGUGGAGACCUACGCCCGCCAAGAGCCGAGCCAGGAAAACCGGUAA